Messenger RNA from Medioppia subpectinata, 435 nucleotides. The record is from the annotation of a GenBank genome assembly. NCBI's taxonomy places the organism in Eukaryota, Metazoa, Arthropoda, Arachnida, Sarcoptiformes, Oppiidae.
AUGGUGGUUCAGGAGGACAGUAAACUUCGGGGCCUAAGACAGGCUAUUUAUGUCUGCUCUGGCAUUUGCAUUAUUGCCACCGCUAUAAUAAUGGCUGUUAAACUUAUCUGGCUAAAUAGUUUCUACGAUUAUUACUACUAUGGAUAUAAAGACACGGAAAGAGCGUGGAUCAUAUCAAUUGGUGUCAUAUCAAUUUUGACUCAAUUCCUGGGCAUUUACACGGCGUCUAAACAAAGCUACAAGACAUCCCUGACCUACAGUAUUAUCUGCUCGUUAUUGGCCGGAGUGACCGUUGCUUACGCUGUACUAUACUAUAUGCUGGCAUUCAUUUUAGUGGUCGCACUGUUUGCCUGCGGUUCCGUCGCCUCCGUAUACGCUAAACACAUCCGGGCGCUGAAGAAACGGGCGCUCAAUACUAAUGUGGCCGUAUAUAGU